AUGAAUUUCGCCGCCCAGCUGUUCUACUCCACGGGUUUAAAAAAUGGAUUAUCCAGGGAAGAGAGCGAAGAAGAACGAGAAUACGAUCCGUUCUGGCAAAGGAGUGGUGAAAGCAAACCCAAAAAGCUAGCGGCAUCCACCAGCUCUGAAUUUCCUUCGCAUAAGGAUCGGCAAAGAAGAAGCAGCCGCGCUGAGCAAAGGCUAUCGUCCAUCCACCCGGAGAGGCUGAAAGAUUUUGGAGAGGAAGAGGAAUUAAACGGGGGAGUGAAGACAUGGGAAAUGAAGAUUGUUAGCCAGGAGGAGGGAAAGCUGAAUGAUUCUGCCACCUGCCCGGAAGUGGCUGUUAGCAAACCGGUUUAUACCACCUGCAAAAAAAUCCAAGAAAUCAACGCUGCGGCGCUCAAGAUCCAGCAUGGAGUCCUGAAAACCCCGUGCACGUAUUCUAGGCUUUCAAAGCAAUAUGGAAUGGACAUAUAUCUAAAGAAAGAGCUCCUUCAGUACACAGGAACUGCGAAGGAGCGAGGCGUGCUUCACCUCCUGAUGUCCUUAAGAGAGGACCAGCAAAGAAACGGUGUGAUUGUGGCCUCGGACUGCAACUUCUCCAUGGCUGUCGCGUAUCACGCCUCGGAACUCCACAUUCCUGUCUUCGUCAUCAUGUCUGCUUGCAGCCCGCCAACCAGAGUGAAGACGUGUCGUGAGUACGGUGCCAUGGUCAUCUCCUACGGCUCUACUGUCAGAGACUCUCAGUUGCACGCCAGGAGACUUGCCCAAGAAAACAGCUACCUAUACCUCGAAGAAGAUGAUAGUGCUAUCUACCUAUCAGGGCUGGGGACCAUGGGUAUGGAGAUCUACGAACAGGUGCCCAAACUGGAUGCAAUGAUAUUGCCAGCAGGGAUUCCCAGUGGAUUGCUGGCCAGCACCUCUGCGGCCUUGAAGCAUUUGAACCAACAUAUCUUUGUGGUGGGUGUAGAACUGGAGAACAUCCCUGUAGAUCAGCAGUCAUUAAAGACAGGACAACCGAUUCAAGAUCACACCUACAGCCACCCUCAAUUUUACAGAGAAUUGAGUGGUUUUGGCACCAAUUCUUUUCAACUGACAGGGAACUGGGUUGAUAAAGUUGUAACAGUGAGAGAAGAGGAUGUCUUGAUUUCUAUGCUGAGGUUGCUGGAGUACGAACGUGUUGCUGUCGACAUAGAAGGGGCAAUUGCACUGGCUGCUCUGGUGUCUGGGAAACUGCCAGAGUUAAAGGGCAAAAGAGUGGCUGUUGCCGUCAGCAAUGGAAACAUGGAACUCCCUCAGAUGAGGCAGUGCAUGGAUCACGCCCUUACUUUGGACAAAAGAGUGUGUAAAUUCAUGGUCACCAUCACUGAUUGUCAGGAGAGAUUUCAAAGCUGUUGGAGACCUUAG
This is a messenger RNA of Protobothrops mucrosquamatus (brown spotted pit viper), 1407 nucleotides long. Its product is annotated as L-threonine ammonia-lyase-like. Gene Ontology annotation, molecular function: L-serine ammonia-lyase activity; threonine deaminase activity. Gene Ontology annotation, biological process: L-threonine catabolic process; L-serine catabolic process. NCBI's taxonomy places the organism in Eukaryota, Metazoa, Chordata, Lepidosauria, Squamata, Viperidae. The record is from RefSeq and is a predicted model, not a curated record.